UAAUGGCAGAAAGAGAUGAUAAUUAUCAAGAAUUACAAGUUGGGUUUCGUUUCUACCCAACUGAAGAAGAGUUAGUCUCAUUCUAUCUUCAUAACAAGCUCCUCCAUCAAACCACGCCUCAAAUUGAUAGCCUCAUUCCUCUCAUUGACAUCUACUCCAUUCAACCGUCUCGUCUUCCCAGUCUGGCUGGGGAGUUGUGUCCUAAGGAUACAGAGCAAUGGUUUUUCUUCACGGCCAGGCAAGAAAGAGAAGCCCGCGGCGGCAGGUCUAACCGGACCACCUCCUCCGGUUACUGGAAGGCCACGGGCUCACCUUCCCAUGUCUACUCAGCCGAUAACAGAGUAAUUGGUGUGAAGAGGACAAUGGUGUUCUACAAAGGCAGGGCACCGACUGGAACUAAAACCAAGUGGAAAAUGAACGAAUAUAAAGCCAUUUUGAAUGAACAGAAUCAGGAUGAAACAACUCAUGAUCAUAAUUCAUCCAAUUCCAUAAUCCCAAAGUUGCGGCAUGAGCUAUGCCUGUGCAGAGUUUACAUCGUGUCGGGAACCGGUCGUGCUUUCGACCGGAGGCCAGCAGCAGGAGUGUUGCCCUAGAACAUAGAACAAGAAGAAGAAGAAGAAUUGACCAAAAACAUAUGGUCAACACCUCAUAGUCUUAUAGUCUCUCUGGAUCAAAAGGAGCACUUUAAUUAUCCCUAUUAUAGUAUUAUUCCUAAAGUUAAAAAAAAUAUGAAUUUAUUUUAGGUAUGUUUAUGAUUAUGUUUUGUGUAAUUUUCAAUUUUUUAAAAUU
This is a messenger RNA of Impatiens glandulifera, 789 nucleotides long. RefSeq names its product NAC domain-containing protein 90-like. Gene Ontology annotation, biological process: regulation of DNA-templated transcription. The record is from RefSeq and is a predicted model, not a curated record. Gene Ontology annotation, molecular function: DNA binding. The transcript is spliced from 2 exons. NCBI's taxonomy places the organism in Eukaryota, Viridiplantae, Streptophyta, Magnoliopsida, Ericales, Balsaminaceae. Bases 3 to 593 code for a protein of 196 amino acids.